GUAUAUAUACGCGAUUCCUGGACGGUUGUUCGGAUGGGCGACACAGAAGCGGGCGCCGCUCAGCCACGGAUGUGAAUGGUGGGUCCAUUCGUAGCGAUCUGGAACGAAGGAAGCCGCGUCUCGGCCGGUGUACACACAGUCACCAGAUAAAACCGGACUUGCACUCGGUGAAUAACGAGUCUCCGCGUGGCUGUCCUCUCGGCUGCAACAACGGCCACACUGUUGUACCGCAUACCGUUUCACCGUUUCUCUUUUCCUUCGGCUUUCCUUCCUUCGGCCGACGAGAGAGAGAGAGAGAAAGGUUCGCAAAUAUCUUCGUCCCGGUCGAGAGGAGGGAAGAAGGAGGGAAAAGAUUGGGUCGCGGAGGUUGUAGAGUACAUAGAAGUAAGAGGACGUUGGAAAAAUCGAAGAGGCAUGGCCGAGGUGAAAGAGGCAGAUUGGUGAAGACUCGGGAAGAAAAGUCGAGUUGGAAGUUCGAUAGAGAGGAAAGAGAGAGGUGGAGCAGGGAGGAGGAUUUUUGUUAUUGUUAUUCCAGUCGAUCUGGAAUGAUCGUUUGCCGAACGGAAACGAAGGAAGAAAGGAGAAGAGGAUAGAAAAGGGAUCUCGUGUGAUUAUUUUUUACAUAGAAGUCGAUCGAGAUUUUUGUAUAGAACGGAUCGUUAUCGAUUAGUACGCGCCCCACAAUUCUCUGGUUUGGGAUCUGACAGUUUUGAGAGAUGAAUCUGUGCGAAGUGGAAUUGAGGAAUAAAAAUUUGUUCAAUUGGAGCCAAGAGAACAGCGUGCUGUGGAAAAAGGUCUUGUUGGUCUAUCUAAGUGAUUUCUGGCUGAUGACAUUCUUCUUGGGAAUGUGGGAAAUAUACACGUGGGGGGAUUACAUGUUCGAAGAAUUUGACGAUGAUUACGAGCCAUUAGACGCUUUGUAACUCGUGAGAAAAGUUUGCUUCUUCCCAGAAUUUUCUUAAGAGAGCAUGGAUUUGAAGAACGUGUUCGAAGAUCUUGAACCGCUUGGAUAUAGAAAAUUGGCUACACAUGAAGAAUGGUGAAUCGAGGGACUGAGGUAGGAAGAGAAUCGUAAAAGUCGAUCGUGAAAAAAAAAAAAAAAAAAAAGAGAAAAUAUCAAAAGAAGAUGAAAAUGAUCGUCGCGAACGGAAUAAAUGGACACGUGGAGGAAUAUUUGGAUAAGGUCGAGGUGAAUGAGGAGGAGGAAAAGAGAAGGGAGAAGAAAGGCGUCACGUAUCAGAUAAUGAUGGUUCUCUGCGCUAAUUCUUCGAUCCUGGGUCCGUCCAUGGCUUUCGGUUAUAGCGCAGUGGCAUUGGAACCGAUGACGGCACCUAGUAGCGACGUGAAAAUCGACAAAGUUCAAGCAAAUUGGAUCGCCACAGCUACAGCACUGGGCAUCCCACUCGGUUGCAUUGUAUCUAGUUACACUAUGAGGCGGGGAAGAAAGUUGAGCCUGUUGAUAACGUCGAUCGUGUCCAUCGUUGGAUGGCUGCUCAUUUAUCUCGCCGGAACGUACGAGCAGAUUCUUGUGGGCAGAAUUAUUUCCGGAAUCGCGACCGGAAUGGCCUCGGUCCCAGCCACCGUUUACAGCGCGGAGAUCUCUUCUCCAAAAUGGCGAUCGACCAUGGUCACGUGGACCAGCAUAACCAUCGCUAUUGGCGUUUUGAUCGUUUACAUUUUUGGCUAUGCGUUGAAGGACAACUGGCGUACGGUGGCACUGCUGUGCGCCCUGUUUCCCCUGGUCUCGGCCGCACUGACCUUGGCCAUCGUCCCAGAAACCCCGAUCUGGUUGCGAGACAGAGGUCGUCUAGACGAGGCGUUACAGGUGUUGAAGAAAUUCCGCGGCGUCCCCAACGAUGCGCCGCCCCCGCAACAAUUGCGCCAAGAGUUGAGGCCGCGUCCCGAACGGGCGAAUCAAAACUUCGCGAAGCAUUUGCUGAAGAGGAACGCCGUCCUGCCGUUCUCUAUUAUGCUCGGCUACUUCUUCUUCCAACAAUUCUCCGGAAUAUUCGUCGUCGUGUAUUACGCCGUGAACAUAGUGGAGAGCGCUGGUAUCGCCGUAGAUCCGAAUUUGGGCGCGGUGUUGAUAGGAUUGACCAGGUUGCUGGGCAGCGUGUUGGUGGCGUGCGCGUCGGGAAGGUUCGGCAGAAGGAAGCCAUCGAUCGUCUCCGGAUGCUCGAUGACCGUUUUCAUGGGGAUUUUGUCCGUCUAUUUGUGGGCCGAGGACGGGGGAUAUCGCGUGAACGACAACGGGCUGAUCCCAGCGAUAUGCGUGUUGAUGUACAUUUUCGGCAGCACGCUCGGCUUCUUGGUCGUCCCUUUCGCCAUGGUGGGCGAGGUGUAUCCAACGAGGGUGAAGGAAGCGUUGACGGGGAUGACCUCGUGUAUCAAUUAUAUUUUCAGCUCGAUCACGGUGAAAAUUUAUCCGGACAUGGAGGCCGGUAUGGGGAGGCGAGGCGUGUUCGUAUUUUUCACCGUGAUGUCGUUGCUGGGAACGUUGUUCGUUAUUUUUCUCCUGCCUGAGACGAAAGGGAAGACGUUGAGAGAAAUCGAGGACAUGUUCUCGAAGAAGAAGAAGAAGGGGAAGGGGAAGGGGGAGGAGGAAGUUGUUAAUUGGGGAGAGGAGAGAGAAAAAAUGAUAGAUCUCAAAAAUCCUGUAUCCGAACAGGCGUAGUUUCGUCCUUCUUCUCGGACAGAAGAUAUCAAUGCAAAGGAAAUACUCCUAAUUUUUUUUAAAUUAACUUUUAACAAUUAUUAUUAUUUUUUUUUUUUUUAGAAUAGAGAAAAGAAUUCGAUCGCGAAAUUUUUUUCCAAUUAAUUAAAUCAUUCCAUGAAAGUUUAACCAUAAUAUUAUACGUCACAAUAUAUCUACCGCUAUGUGUUCAUUUUUCAUUUUAACUUAAGAAAUUCUUUCGAUUAAUGUUAUAUCGAAUAUUUUUUUAUUAUACGAUAAUAAUGUGUAACAUCACCUCUGUAUAGGAGAAAGAUUAAUCUCGUUAGUCUCUUAGUUUGAGAAUAGUUACAAUUUAUUACGCAUUUUAAUCCUUUAGUUUAUUAUAUUAUAUAGCUUGAUCCUAUUGCAAAGCGUUGCAACAUUGUUAUCAUAUUGUUACUUGGUACAGUUUCUAAAUGGAACUGUAUAAAUAAAUUGUAACGUGAUAACGACACAAAUGAACGAUAAGAAAUGUCAA
Apis mellifera (honey bee) is the source of this 3191-nucleotide messenger RNA. RefSeq names its product facilitated trehalose transporter Tret1-2 homolog. The coding region runs from base 1127 to 2674 and encodes 515 amino acids. The transcript is spliced from 7 exons. Lineage: Eukaryota; Metazoa; Arthropoda; Insecta; Hymenoptera; Apidae. Gene Ontology annotation, molecular function: transmembrane transporter activity. Gene Ontology annotation, cellular component: membrane. The record is from RefSeq and is a predicted model, not a curated record. Gene Ontology annotation, biological process: transmembrane transport.